ACCCACUUUCUUUUCUUUGUGGGCGUGCCACGGGCAAAUGCAGAUGCAGAUGCAACAAACGCAGCAGCAGCUGCAGGCCACGGCGGCACCAUUCUCGACCUCCACUCCUCCUCCUCCUCCUCCUUCCUCCGGCGGCUCCGCGUCCGAGGCACCGCCGAAGCAGGUGGCUCAAGCAAUGGACAAGCUCGGACAAGCCGAACGAAUCAUCGCCGACAUCCGAAUCGGCGCCGACCGCCUCCUCGAAGCGCUCUUCGUCGCGGAGGCGCAGCCUCACCAAGGCAACAAGCCUCUCCAAGUCUUCCUCAAAGAAGACGCAUGCAUGCGUCAGUAUCUUCAAGACCUUCGGUCGCUUGGUAAGGAGCUAGAAGAGUCUGGAGUUCUCAGCGAAUCAGUUCGAUCGAGGAAAGACUUUUGGGGCUUGCAUAUGCCACUGGUUUGUCCAGAUGGCGCCGUGGUUGCGUAUGCGUGGAAACGACAACUUGCAGGACAAGCGGGUGCUUCUGCCGUUGACCGGACCAGGUUAGCUCUCAAAGCUUUCACUGAUCAGAAAAGGCGUUUUUUCCCACAUCUUGAUGAUGGACUUGAAACUAGUGAAUCAGCAUCGAAGAAAUGUUGUGGGUCUGAAGAAAUUGCAGUGGAUCCCAAGGAAGGAAUUAGUUUUCUAAGGACGCUGCCAGAUGUUCUGAAGUCCUUGGAGAAGGAUGUACCAAAUCUGAAAAUAUUAACUUUUGAACGAUUGGACUGGUUAAAAAGAGCUUCCACACUUACCUUGUCAACAAAUGAGAAUUAUUUGGAACAUAACUAUCAUGGUUCUAAUAAGCUAAGGCUAGGAUCAGUGGGAACCGUCCCUGCAGAGAAGGUUGCAGUGAUAGAAUUGUUAUUCCCAUGUGUCUUCAGGGCUGUUAUAUCCUUACAUCCUGCUGGUUCCAUGGAUCCAGAUGUUGUAGCUUUCUUUGCUCCAGAUGAGAGCGGAAGUUAUGUGCAUGCAAGGGGGUUUUCAGUUCAUCAUGUGUUUAGACAUAUUACGGAGUAUGCAGCGACAGCUCUGCAGUAUUUUCUUGGGAACCAAUCUGAAACGUGUCUGUAUUUUCUUCUGCACUGGAUUUGCAGCUACCAGACACUGUUUUCAAAACCUUGCAGCAAAUGUUCCCGGCUACUUGCAAUGGAUAAACAAUCAACUUUAUUGUUACCUCCAGUCCAUCGUCCUUAUUGGCAGUUUUCCUUUUCUAAAAUUUUGUUAAACAUAUCCUCAAAGGACCAGAAUUCUGAUACUACUCAGGCUUAUCAUAUUGACUGCCUCUCUGAGGAAACAUAAUUGCAUCUACCAGUGACUCAGGUAUAACCCAAGUGCCCGAUUCAAUGUGGAACUACCAGGAGCAAGAGUUUCCAUUUCAUUGAUGUAUGUAUGUUCCCCUUUUCCUGUCAUGUAUAGGUUGGAAGGUAAGGGGUUGGUGAAGCGAUUUGGUUAUCUUUGGUCUAUAUUUUUCAUCUCUUAGAUUGGAAUUGGAUCUUCAGGAAAUUGACGAGUGCCUUGCUUGUUUUGUAAGCCUCAUGAAAGUGGCAGCCAUCUGUUCUAAAGAUUUCUCAGAUAUUCAUUGAGAUUGGUUUUUUGGAUACCAAGAAGUUCUCACGUAUAAUUGCCACUAGACCAAAAAGUACAAGAUAGGAACAUUAUGACCUGCGUAUGCUAAAUGAAAGUGCCAGCUGACUGUAAUUUUUGAAAUUUAUCAGCAUGUGAAUACAUUAUAAUGACCGUCUGCAAUAUUUCUUAUUUUAAAAUGAUGCUGACUACGAUGUAGUACACAACUACCUUCUCCGUAUAAUGGUUAUUAUAUAAUCACUACAAAAUUACAGUGUA
Messenger RNA from Glycine soja, 1858 nucleotides. RefSeq names its product mediator of RNA polymerase II transcription subunit 27-like. Gene Ontology annotation, molecular function: transcription coactivator activity. The record is from RefSeq and is a predicted model, not a curated record. The coding region runs from base 38 to 1315 and encodes 425 amino acids. Gene Ontology annotation, cellular component: mediator complex. The transcript has 7 exons. NCBI's taxonomy places the organism in Eukaryota, Viridiplantae, Streptophyta, Magnoliopsida, Fabales, Fabaceae. Gene Ontology annotation, biological process: regulation of transcription by RNA polymerase II.